AUGGCAAAUAGACCGGAUCCAGAUAUUGAUGAUGACUUUCGUGAGCUUUAUAAAGAGUACACUGGCCCCCCGGGGUCCGCUACGACGAACACCCAAGAGAGAACAAAGCCAAAUAAGAGGUCUAAUGCAGGGUCUGAUGAGGACGAUGAAGCUCGGGACCCUAAUGCUGUUCCGACCGAUUUCACCAGCCGAGAAGCUAAGGUUUGGGAGGCUAAGUCAAAGGCUACUGAAAGGAAUUGGAAGAAAAGAAAAGAGGAGGAAAUGAUCUGCAAGCUUUGUGGAGAAUCAGGGCAUUUCACUCAGGGAUGCCCAUCUACCCUUGGAGCAAAUCGCAAGUCUCAGGAUUUCUUUGAAAGGAUACCAGCUAGAGACAAAAAUGUACGGGCACUUUUCCCAGAGAAAGUUUUAAGCCAGAUAGAAAGGGAUAUUGGUUGCAAAAUUAAGAUGGAUGAAAAGUUUAUAAUCGUCAGUGGCAAGGAUAGAUUAAUUUUGGCAAAAGGUGUUGAUGCAGUACACAAGAUUCGAGAGGAGAGUGAUCAAAGGGGAUCAUCUAGUUCUCAAAUGACCCGAUCAAGAUCACCUGAGAGAAGUCCAAUUAAUGCCCGGUUUCAACGGCCGGAGCCCCAAAGGCCUCAUUCUGGACCACGAAAUACAUCUCAGUUUCAACAACAAAGGUUUGGUAGGCAGGAGAGGGCCGUUGAAGACAGAAUCCGGGAAGAUGUUCAAAAGUUUGCUAGAGGUUCUCCACAAGCUUAUGGAAAUAGUGGAGCUAGAGGUCGAUCAAGCCGGUCAAGAUCUCCAAGACAUGCCCCUUAUGCAGGAAACUCAUAUAAUUCGUUUGAUGGUCGUAAUCAAAACAUGGGUGCUUAUAGGAAUGAUGGGUGGGAUUCUCAUAGAAGAGAAUCUGGUAUCCAGCCUGGUCAUCAGCUUGAUUACAAUGCCACCCCACAGACUUUGGAAGAAUUAGAGUUGGAGUAUAAGAAUGAGGCAGCGGAGCUAAUGAAAAUCCGAGACAGAGAAGAAGAUGAAGAAAAUUUCAAGCAUAGGGAGGCUAUUAGAGAUUUGAGGGAGAAGUACAUGAGCAAAGUUGGCCUGGUAAGGGCCACACAUGCAAAACAGUGGGAAAAUUUUCUUCAGCAUGAUGCACAGAGGCGUCAACAGCAGGCAGUUCAACAGAUGUCUUCUGGUUAUCGGGGUUUUAAACAGCAGAGCUUUCCUGAAUAUGAUGGAUCCACUGUCAAUCCUCCUCCCUAUGCUGGGACGAAUUUACCGUUGGAUUCAAGGAACAGGUUCUCAGACAACAUGGAAACAUAUCCUACUAGGCCUCAUGAUAAUUUUGGUGAAUUUCAUAGGCGUGGAGAUUUUGCAAAAGCUUACAACAGAUAUUAA
Messenger RNA from Sphenostylis stenocarpa, 1389 nucleotides. Lineage: Eukaryota; Viridiplantae; Streptophyta; Magnoliopsida; Fabales; Fabaceae. The record is from the annotation of a GenBank genome assembly.